UUAGCGCGCGACGCGCGUGUUCUCCGGUCUUCCAAGCUUCGGGUUCGGGCCUCGGGCUUCUGACCUCUCUGUCCCACGGCAAGUUGCGGGACUACUUCCUCCCCCCUACCCGCGCCGACACCGUAUUACAACUUUAGUUUUAUCGGAGUCGCUGCGUACCAAGCACGCUACUCGUUUACGAUCCCCUUUUGUUCUGCUACACUUAUAUCGAUUGUGAAAACGAAAGUUUUGCAAAUAUUGACGAUAUAGUGAAUGGGCCGAGGUCAACUAGUGGUAAACCGAAGAACUUGAACCUAAAAGCAGUGUGUUUUUGUCAAUCUCGAGCGCUCUACUGAGGAAGUUCUUCCGUGAUUUAUGAAAAAGCUUGGAAUAACGGAGCUUUUAUUAUCCGCUGUGCGGUGACUCAUCGAGUGCAAUGUGAUUUGUGAACGAGAAAUGAUGGACGUAGUGAGUGAGUCUAGCAAGUGGCGUGGAGGGUUCCUAUCCACGAUAAACAGAAGCUUUCGCCUCAAAAAGUUGAAUUCUCCGGUCGAAAACAAGACAAUUGAAAUGCCUACGGGUCUCAAUUCAUCCACUGAAGCUUCAAGCAUGCGUCCCUUGGAGAUUGUAGCUCCAAGAAUAGACACAUAUCGGUUCUCCAUGGCCAACCUUGAAGAGACCCAGGAUGCUGAUCUGGAUGCCAUCCUUGGGGAGCUAUGUGCGUUAGACUCGGAGUACGAUGAGGAACUGUCCAGGGUAUCUGCAGAUUUCUCAACGACUUCGAAAGACCGAGUGGACGGAGAAGUUCCCCAGCGUCAGGACAUCAAAGAGACAGAUGGUGCCUCGCACAUAACAAGGACGGACUCGCCUGACAAUGACUCUGCCUUUAGUGAUACGGUUUCAAUGCUCUCGAGUGAAUCCUCGGCUUCUAGCAGUGCCAGUUCGAAAUGCAAGCCUAUGAAACUUACCCUUCAUCCCAAUCAAAAGGGUACCCUUUAUCAACAGAAGGCUGAUAAAAUAAAAAUGGCCUUGGAGCGAAUGAGAGAGGCGAACGUAAAGAAACUUUUCAUAAAGGCCUUUUCAAAUGACGGAUCGUCGAAGAGCCUUUUGGUUGACGAGAAAAUGACGUGUGGAUACGUCACCAGGUUGCUCGCCGACAAAAACCACGUGACCAUGGAGCCUAAGUACGCGAUCGUUGAGCAGCUUCCAGAUUUACACAUGGAACGUGUGUACGAAGACCACGAAAUGUUGGUGGACAACCUAAUGCUAUGGACAAGAGAGUCGAAGAACAAAAUACUAUUCGCAGAGCGACCAGAGAAAAAUUUACUUUUUCAAACACCAGAAAAGUUCCUACUUAGCGAAGAUGACCGAGGUUGGUCCAGCGACCACGACGAUAACUUACGACAAGUCAUCAUCGACGAAUUCUUUGGCCAAAGCAGCACAACUCCAUCAAUUUCGGGACACACUGUACCACCCAUGGAAGGCUUUCUCUAUCUGAAAAGUGACGCUAAAAAGGGAUGGAAGAAGUACUACUUCGUACUAAGACCUUCUGGCCUAUACUAUGUGCCGAAAGACAAGGUGAAAACGUUGAAGGAGCUGGUGUGUUUGGCGACAUUUGACAACAACGAAGUGUACGUUGGUGUAAAUUGGAAGAAGAAGUAUAAAUCGCCAACUGAUUAUUGCUUCGCGAUCAAGCAUCCGAGACUGCAGCAACCGAAGAGUGUGAAAUUCAUUAAGUUCCUCUGUGCUGAUGACCAGCAGACAUUGGAUAGGUGGAUUACAGCGAUGAGAAUAGCUAAACAUGGAAGACAGCUGCUGGAAAACUAUAGGUCGCUUGUAGAAGAGCUCACUCAAGAAGACUUAGAUCAAUUGGCCCAUGCACGUUCUUGCUCUAUCUCCUCAAUACCAACUAAAACCAACAACCCGCCAAUAGUAACCAAUCCAGUGCAGCCAACAUCCAGCAAUGCGAGUGUUGCCAAUUCCGAUAUUAGUAGUGGAAGACAUUCCCGCGCCUCGUCAUCAAGUUCGAGCGGUUGUCUAUCAGAUGGAGGCACUGCGUCUGAGAGUGCUUUCGAUUGCGAGUUUCCUAUGGGUACAAUCAAACGCAAGCCAUCGAUGAAGCCUAACAUUCCGUUGACCUGGAUGACACGGCAACUUAAAGAAAUGGCUGAAAAAGACGAAAGUGAGGGAGGUGACACCAGUACCCUGACGCGAAGACCUCGCCAGAGGGAUGAUACCCUCAAACGGCACGCAGGUGAGAGUUGGUGCAAACCUGAAAACGAACCAGGAGAUUGUAGCACUCUCACCAGAAGGCCUAGACAUUCUUUAGAUACCUCCGAAAGUGCAGUCUACAGUAGCAGUAGUAUGACGUCAUCGAGCCCCGUCCAUGAAUCCUACAGCCAUUAUGAAACCAUUCCUCGUGACACCUACCGCGCUAGUGUCGACACCGCUUCAUCGCUUUACGGAUACACCAUUUAUGAUAAAAGUCAAGUGGAAGAGUUCCCUCCGCCUCCACCAGAAGACACAACAGGAAUGUUCAGCUCCACACUCAGUCUGGAUUCGUUACCACCGCCACCACCACCCCCGCCAGCAGAAUCAGUCGAAGACAUUUCCGGCUCCCAACUAAGCCUGCCCCCGCCUCCACCAGAAAUAGAAAACACCGGUAGAGUACAAGACAUCGUCACGCAACUCACUGCACAACAGAUAGAACAAACAGCACCUAAGCGAUGCAGCAAAACCUUCCCAAGGCAGCCGUCAUUGGACAGCGUCAAUUCCGAGACUUCCAAGUCAUCCCUACAUUCCGACAAGAGUCUAAGACAAAACGCAUACGGCGCUUGCUUAGUCGAACUGCAGACCAAAAAGCUAAGUAACGGCAGCUCAUCGUCACAGAAGAAGUUAGAACCAGGAAAAGAGCGAUCGAGCUCCAUGAAAAAAGUCAACUUUGCUGAUGAUCUUCCAAGCGACAAGAAGAAUAAAAAGAUAACAUUCAAUUUAACAGAGGCUCCGCCGUCCCCCAGAAAACCUUUACCCCCUCGUCGAAACGAGAGCACGAGAUUAUCGUCACCAAAGAAAUUAGCAGAUUCGAACAGUAACCCACCCACAGAUUUUCUUAAAGAUUUACAAAGAGUGAUGAGAAAGAAAUGGCAAGUUGCUCAGAAGUGCAAAUUGGAGCCGACGACGACUCCACACGAAGUACUUGGGUUCAGAGAGUAUCCGCUAUCAGACGAUUAUAAGGAGACGAGUGUAUCCAUGUGGGUUCAAGAACACUACGGGGCUGGAUCUGUGGAAGAUCCGUUUUACGAAAACGUGUAUGGAAGGGAAACGAUGCCCGCGAGACGCGAGGAGCCAAAGCCGAUAAAGAAGAGACCGCCUCCAGCCCCUCCUAAACGAAGUGACUCUACGCAUUUAACCACACAACCAGGUGUUCACCUUCCACACACUCUACCCACUUCCAACGCUCCCCCGCAUCACGUUCAACCGACCGCUUGAUUUUUUAACUUUUCGCUCGCUUGUUGCUGGACGAAACGGGACCGCGAAAUAACUGACUUUUAGCGAGCGAAAGUGUAGUGUUAGUGUAGUGACCUGCUCUCUAGUGUUCUCGGGAGGCUUUGAACUAUAACAGUCUGCGAGCAACAUUGAUUAGCCAACGCAUAAUCAUUCAAUUUGAGAGUGGUUUAAGGAUGGACGUACGGCCGGCGGCAAAAAUGUUUGUGUAAAUAGUGAACUGAUGAAUUUUAUAGUGUUUUUUAAGGAUUUUUUAAUGAUUUUUUUACGAGAUGCAUGAACUUGGCUUCCAUUUCCGCCCUCAAUAUACUUUUUGUACACUUUCUAGGAAAUUUAAGGCCCAUAGGAACCAAAUGUUUAGGAAACCUUAUUGAUAUUAAAAUUUUUGUAGCCGACUGUACAAAGGGACACGACCAAUGGUUAAUUAGGUAAUGGAUAAAAUUGAAUGACGGUGCUAUUGUGAAAAGUAUACUAAUGUAGGUGAAUGUACUUGUGACCGCAUGGUUUUACCAAAUAUAAUUAAUAUACCGCUUGCUUCUAGGCUAGGUUACAAGUAUCUUCUAUUUAUUGGAAUUCAUUUAUGUUCCUAGUAGUUGCUCUGUCCGAGUAAUUCAUUUUUCAAUUGCUACAUAUCUUGUACUGAUCUUUGAAUGUACUAUACGACCUACACUACCUAUUUACUGUCACUAUUGACAGAUUUUGUUAAUG
Molecule: messenger RNA, 4191 nt
Organism: Pieris brassicae (large cabbage white)
Lineage: Eukaryota; Metazoa; Arthropoda; Insecta; Lepidoptera; Pieridae
Gene: pico
Product: abnormal cell migration protein 10
Exons: 13
Coding region: 436-3468 (1010 amino acids)
Biological process (GO): signal transduction
Source: RefSeq, a predicted model, not a curated record